Molecule: messenger RNA, 3736 nt
Organism: Oreochromis niloticus (Nile tilapia)
Lineage: Eukaryota; Metazoa; Chordata; Actinopteri; Cichliformes; Cichlidae
Product: L-threonine 3-dehydrogenase, mitochondrial
Exons: 11
Coding region: 1190-2419 (409 amino acids)
Biological process (GO): L-threonine catabolic process
Molecular function (GO): L-threonine 3-dehydrogenase activity
Source: RefSeq, a predicted model, not a curated record
AGAACAUGAGUUUAGCUUGUUUUUUAUGCUCCCUGCACAGGAGCUUCAGUUUGCUACACUUCAUGUCAUCUGUAAAAGCUCGCAUUACAUUACGUUAUUUUUACAGCACGUCUCACUUUUUAAGUUAACUGAAUAAGAUGGUCUGAAUCUCAACAUAUGUAACCGGUAUCUAGGUAAAGCUAGUUAUCCUCGGUGGUUAGGAUCCUGCUUGAGGGGACACUAUCUUGAUUUAAAGAAACAUCCGUUAAACAAAGUAUAUAACUGUUAAAGUGAGCUAUUUUUAAUAGCUGGAACACCUUAUACCCCAGAUAAGGAAAUAAUUGGGCAGCUUUGGGAAUUGAUACGAAAUUUCCCUUUCUGCACUUUUAUUGUGUCCAGUGGUACAAACAAAAGAAAAAAAUGUCUUUAAACUUGUUUUUCUCGUUUUUCUGAAUAGCACUGAUUCAGUUGUGCCGUUACUAGUUGUUUUACCUCUAAUAAAUAAAUAAGUUUAUCUAACUAGUUUAACACACAAAGUAUUUACUGCAAGGCUGCUAGACUGCAUUGUUCUGAAAGGGUUUUAUACAGCUUAGAGUUGGUCAUUUGUCCACAUUAACCUGUGCUCCCCCAUAGGCUUAAUGGUGGUCUGGAAUAUAGAUAAAGAGGUCUAUAUUUAGACCAAGUCAGCAGGAGGCUUUUAAGAAGCUAAUCUGAGAUGGGUGUUGGGGGUCGGGCAAGGCUUUCACAUGUUAGGUUUAUUUUGACAGUUUCAAGUUGAUAUAUGCACAAAAUUCCCCUUAUAAACUCAUCUUUCUUAACGUAGAGCAGGUAGAAAAGCAUAACAUGCCACAAAAUGUCUGCAUUUAGAAAUUAGCAGUAAUUUGCAACUUUCCACAGACUGCAACUGGGCUCAAUUCAGUUCAGUUUUAAUUAUAAAGUGCAAAAUCAAAACAACACUCACCUCAAGGUGCUUUAUACUGUAAGGUAAAGACCCUACAAUAAUGGAGAAAACACCAACAAUCAUAUAAACCUGUAUAAGCAAGCACUUGGCAACAGUGGGAAGGAAAAACUCUCUUUAAACAGGAAGAAAAGAAACCUCCAGGAUCACGGUGUAGCCAUUUGCUGCAAGCGGUUGGGGGUGAUGGGAGGCAGAUGUGGCAAAAUACUCACUGUGGAAGAGAGCCGAAGUUAAAUAAUAACUAAUGAUUGAAUGCAGAGUGUUGUUAUAAACACGCAGAGAGUGAAAAGAGAAGGUAUUAUGAUGCCGGUGGUUCAGUUGCUGAGAGCUGCAUUGAAGCAUGCUGGGAACAGGCCCCCACGCUGUGUUAUGCAGACGACCUCUGCAGUACAUGGCGUCAGAACACAUGCUUCGUCCUGCACUGAUGGUGACAAACCCAAAGUCCUCAUUACUGGAGGACUUGGACAGCUGGGGGUGGGGCUUGCUAAGUCGUUAAGCGUCAAAGGCAGCUGCGGUAGCACCCAAAAGGCAGAGGAAGAUGCUAACCAUCGCACAAAAAGUUGGACUUCUGGACAUGCUAAAGGAAGGAGGAGAUUUGGAAAAUUCAAUGUGAUCCUGUCUGACAUCCGGAAACCCCCCAACCAUGUCUACAAUAACGGUCCAUUCAUCUUCUCUGACAUUCUGGACUAUAAGAACCUCAGGGAGAUUGUGGUCAACAAUAACAUCAGCUGGCUGGUUCACUACUCAGCUGUGCUGUCCGCUGUGGGGGAGCACAACGUGGCCCUGGCUAAAGAGGUCAACAUCACAGGUUUCCAUAACAUAUUAGAUAUAGCCAACGAACAUGGUCUGCGUGUGUUUGUCCCCAGCACAAUCGGUGCCUUCGGUCCAUCCUCCCCUAAAGACCCCACUCCUGAUCUGUGUGUGCAGAGGCCACGCACUAUUUAUGGUGUAUCCAAGGUCCACGCGGAGCUGAUGGGUGAGUACUACCACCAAAGGUAUGGGCUGGAUUUCCGCUGUCUCAGGUAUCCAGGCAUCAUCUCAGCUGAUUCCCAGCCUGGAGGAGGAACCACAGACUACGCCGUCCAAAUCUUUCACGCAGCUGUGAAGAGCGGUCACUUUAAGUGCAACCUGCGCAGCGACACACGGCUGCCUAUGAUGUACAUCGAUGACUGUAUCAGGGCCACUAUGGAAUUCCUGGAGGCUCCAGACGACGUGCUCGUCAGCCGCACCUACAACAUCAACGCCAUGAGCUUCACGCCACAGGACCUCACCUGUGAGAUCCAGAAAGUCCUGUCUGACUUCAAGGUGACCUACAAUGCGGAUCCUGUCCGGCAGGCGAUCGCCGACGGCUGGCCAAAAGCACUGGAGGACAGCGCAGCGAGACAGGACUGGGGCUGGAAGCACGAGUACGACCUGCCGCAGCUGGUGCAGACCAUGCUGACUCACAUUACUCUGGGAAACAAGCUAGCGCGAGCCUUCUGAAACAUUUGCAGCAUUUUUGUAGCUUUAUUUAAAAACUGAAUGUGACAGUCUUAAGUAGCAAAAUCUUAAAACGUUUUUGUGUUUUUUUUUUAAAUUAUCAAGGGCCUGCGUGUAGCCUCCGUAUGUGGGUUGAUGUUUUAGUUGGGAGAAAUCCCUGGCACUUUGGUAUGCUCCCAUAUCUUUUAGCCCUUGAUAAGUUACCCAUAGCCACAAAUUCAACCCUCGACAGGAUGGGUGCACUAAUCAUUGCUUCAGUUAGACGGGAGCGCAUUGUUAGCACCGGUAAUAAGUAAUAUUAUGUGGGAUUUCCUGCAAUUAGCUGUAAAGAAUUAUGAAUGAAAUCAACAAAUGAUCUGAUAUCCCCUCACAGGAGGAUUCACAGGUACACGUUUUACUAGCGUCUCAUCCAUUUGUCAUGUUAUCUCAGAAGAGAAGUUCAACAUGUCAUGGGUACUUGUGACUCUUCCCUGCAGAAACUCUUGUGAGGAUGAUUUCUUUUUUCAAACUCCCCUUCCAGAUGAGCUUGGAUCUUUCUAGCAGUGUACAGAGAACAGGCCCGAGGCCCAACAAAGACUCUGAAGAUGACAGGCAGAAAGUCUAAAAAGGAUGACUUAAAUUGAAAUUUCCACAAUAUGUUUGUUAAGAAGCAAAACAAAAGGCAUUCCUACUGAACCAUCAACCUGAUGCCUCUUUUCUUUUCCUCUCUGUGAACCCGUCCAGCAUUUGUGCUUAGUGUGCUGCUAGAGAGCGCUGGAUGUUUUCACCAAAGCAAGCUGCUGAACUUUUAAGAGUUAUGGUCUCUUUCUGAGUGAACAUAGUACGUAUGUGCUGUGUCUGUAAGUGUGCUAACAGUCUGUUGCGGUGUGCCUUAAGGGGCACGUCUGCCACACUUGAAAAUGACCUGGCUUUUAGUAAGAGCUUCACUCCCACUGUUUACUAGUGUGAACUGUGUCCUGAAACAGUGGUGCAGAUAACUGUGGAAAUAGUGACCCUACACAGUACUGCUGCAGGGACUGCACAAGGUAGGCAAACAGAAAAGGAAACCUAGCAGUGCUCGAGGCCUUAAAAUAGGUGCAGCAAAGGAAAUGAGCUUGUAGAUACUGCUUGAUCUUUGCACUGGUGUGUUUUGGGCAUUUUAUUCAUUUAUUUAUUUAUAUGUUUUGGGGUGGAUUGAAUGGAUUAACGCGUCAGCAUUAGCUAAGCAGGGCUCUUCUGUGUGGAGGUGUAAAAAGAAAGGACUGGAUGUUCUGUUAAUGUUUGUUAUUUAUAAAGAUAUUAUUUCAGAAUUAUUACUGUUUUUUUAAUAAAUCCAUUUUA